AUGGCCAGCACUGUCGGACAGUCCAUCACUUGCAAGGCUGCUGUCGCAUGGGCUGCCGGCGAGCCCCUUUCCGUCGAGGAUAUUGAAGUUGAACCACCCAAAGCCCACGAAGUCCGUAUUCAAAUUCAUCACACUGGUGUCUGCCACACAGAUGCGUACACCCUCUCCGGAAAGGAUCCCGAAGGAGCGUUCCCUGUGGUCCUUGGGCACGAAGGUGCCGGUAUCGUCGAGUCUGUUGGAGAAGGCGUUACAUCCGUGAAGCCCGGUGACUAUGUUGUUGCUCUUUAUACCCCCGAGUGUCGCGAAUGUAAAUUCUGCAUGUCUGGUAAAACGAACCUGUGCGGGAAGAUCCGUGCCACCCAGGGUAAGGGUGUCAUGCCAGAUGGCACAUCGCGAUUCAGAGCCCGCGGAAAAGAGCUUCUGCAUUUCAUGGGAACCUCCACAUUCUCACAGUAUACAGUUGUUGCAGACAUUUCUGUUGUGGCUGUGACACCAGAGAUUUCCACUGAAAAAUCAUGCUUGCUUGGCUGUGGUAUCACCACUGGCUAUGGCGCAGCUGUGGUCACUGCUAAUGUAGAAGAGGGUUCCAAUGUUGCUGUAUUUGGUGCUGGCUGUGUUGGACUCUCUGUUAUCCAGGGUGCAGUCAAACAUAAAGCAGACAAGAUCAUUGUGGUGGACGUUGAUGACUCCAAGAAGGAGUGGGCACAGAAAUUCGGUGCUACUGACUUUGUGAAUCCAACCAAGCUGCAGCCAGGCAAGACAAUCCAAGAACAGCUGAUCGACAUGACUGAUGGCGGGUGUGACUAUACCUUUGACUGCACUGGUAAUGUGGGUGUGAUGCGGGCUGCGUUGGAGGCGUGCCAUAAAGGUUGGGGUCAGAGUAUCGUCAUUGGCGUAGCAGCUGCUGGCCAGGAAAUCUCAACAAGACCAUUCCAACUCGUCACUGGCCGUGUAUGGAAAGGCUGUGCUUUCGGCGGCAUCAAAGGUCGCUCGCAGCUGCCGGGUCUUGUAGACGACUACCUCGGCGGAAACCUGAAGGUGGAUGAGUUCAUUACGCACCGCGAGUCGCUGUCCGAUAUAAACACAGCGUUUGGAUUGAUGAAAACAGGAACAUGCAUUCGCUGUGUGGUGGACAUGUCGUGA
Aspergillus glaucus CBS 516.65 is the source of this 1143-nucleotide messenger RNA. RefSeq names its product S-(hydroxymethyl)glutathione dehydrogenase/class III alcohol dehydrogenase. Gene Ontology annotation, cellular component: cytosol. Bases 1 to 1143 code for a protein of 380 amino acids. The transcript has 5 exons. NCBI's taxonomy places the organism in Eukaryota, Fungi, Ascomycota, Eurotiomycetes, Eurotiales, Aspergillaceae. The record is from RefSeq and is a predicted model, not a curated record. Gene Ontology annotation, molecular function: S-(hydroxymethyl)glutathione dehydrogenase [NAD(P)+] activity; zinc ion binding. Gene Ontology annotation, biological process: formaldehyde catabolic process.